AUGUGGUCAGUGGGCUCCACGUAUGUGAUCCGGUCGCCCUGGUAUGCCGAGGUGCGCAUGCCCACUGAAGGACGCAGCGGCUCAAUUCUACCAUCGUUGAAGAAGAAGUGUCUUAACGACCAAGGGAUGUCUGAGGAGGCUAUCCGUCAGACUCGGAGCCAGAAGAGGGCGCUUGAGAGAGAAGUUCCCUCCACGGAGACCUCAAACACUGACAAUGAACACAAAAAGCAUAAACUUGACAUGGAAUUGGAGUCCAUAUCACAGAGUCAAACAAAAGUUGACAGCUCUGAAUCCCAGGACAGUCUCUCCGAGCAGUGCAAUGAGCAUGAUGAAGAGCAGCGUCAAGACAUAAUUGCACAGACUUCAUCGUCUUCAGUUUUAUCAUUAGACUGUCAACCAGCAAAGAAUGAGCCGCCACAAUUACCAAAAGAGGAGUCCAGCUUGGACAAUCAGACUGAAUGCACAGACAGCCCCAAUCAUGGGAGGAGAGAAAUCACCACAGAUAAAAGAACCUGGGUGCAACAAACUGAGACAAAAGCGACUGGUGACAUGUUGGCUGCAGAUGAGGUGGAAGCCACAAUCAAGGUUGAAGUUCAAGCUGCGGAUCAGCCUGUGGAUAUGACCACAUGUAAAAGUAUCAAACGAGAGAACCAUUCUUCGUCUCCUGAAGAUGAUGAUGUCAUUAUUCUGUCAGAUAACGACUCAGCCAGCCCACAAAUAAACGUCCGGAGUCUCUUUAAGGAGUUGGACAAGGAGCUACUGAAGAAGAGCAGUGCUGAAGAGAGGGGACGUGUCAUAAAGCAGCUGAAGGAAGAGCUGCGGCUGGAAGAGGCCAAACUGAUUCUUCUAAAGAAACUCAGACAGAGCCAAAUACAGAGGGAUACUAUUCACAAGGCUUCUGGUUCAACUGGAUCCUCUGUGCCACCUCCUCUUAUUCGAGGGACUAUAGCUGGCAGUAAAGGCUCACAACAGAUUUUGACAAGUCAUAACUCCAGUACUGUUGUUCCACCACCACUAGUGCGCGGUGGGCAGUCGAAACAUGGCUCCCAGGUUUCCAUGCCGCCUCUUGUUCGAGGAGCACAGCAGAUCCAGGCUCUCCGACAGCAAUUUUCUCCGACAGGAAAUUCAGGAUCAGGACCCCCUCCUUUGCUCCUUGGCACCAGGAACUCAGCACCAGCCUCCCACAGUCAGCGAGGUUUGGUCCAGUCAGGCCACAACAAAAUGGGAAAUAAUGGCAGCACCUUGGGUGCCUCGACCAUGAAAGGAAGUGGAUUGUCUGUGAUCAAUGACUCUCCUGCCAGUCGCCAAGCUGCAGCAAAACUCGCUCUGAGGAAACAGCUGGAGAAGACGCUCCUGGAAAUACCUCCUCCAAAGCCUCCAGCCCCAGAGUUUAACUUUCUGCCUUCAGCUGCCAAUAAUGAAUUUAUCUAUCUAGUUGGACUUGAAGAAGUAGUUCAGAAUCUACUUGACACUUUCCGCAAAGGAAAAAUGGGUUUUACAUCCACCAGACCUCAUGUCGGAGACCCUUUUCUUUGCACCCAAUGCAAGACUGACUUCACCUGUCGCUGGAGGAAAGACAAAACCAAAGGUGGUGUGGUCUUCUGUGAAGACUGUAUGUCGUCCAAUCUGAAAAAAGCUUUAAAAGCGGAGCAUACUAACAGGCUAAAAGCAGCUUUUGUCAAAGCAUUGCAGCAAGAGCAAGAAAUUGACCAGUGUAUUAUUCAGGCCUCAUCAAAAGUAUCCCACAGUAGCUCAUCUUCAUCGCUGAAGGCAGAGCGCCUUGCGUCUCAGCAGUUAAAACACGUCAGAGCGUCGUCCUUACAGCACCAAUCAAGCCGAAGAGUCAACCUGGUUCAUAAUCACUCAAUCAAGCAGAGCUCACUCGGGCAGCUGUCCCGCGGCACUGUGGCAUCAGUGGGUGCUCGAGGCGUUCCUCACUCCUUCUCAUCUUCUUCUCAGCUCCAGAGUGCAGUUGCGGCCGCAGCUUUGGUCAGUCGGCCAGGAGUAACGAUGGCCUAUGUAAACCCCAGUUUGACUGAUGAGCUGGAGCGGCACUAUCCCGAUACCUUUCCUGUGUGUGCUGCUACUCGAGCGAUGGCUAGUAAAUCUCCAACUAAACCUAAAGAUUCCACAGUGGAUCUGUCCGACACCUUCCUAGCCAAGUUAGAUGUUCUCUAUAAUGAAGAGAAGCAAAAAAUGUAUAUGGUGAUGGAGUACUGCGUUUGUGGGAUGCAGGAAAUGCUGGACAGUGUCCCUGAGAAAAGGUUUCCAGUGUUUCAAGCUCAUGGGUACUUCUGCCAACUCAUAGAUGGCCUUGAAUAUUUGCACAGCCAGGGAAUAGUCCAUAAAGACAUUAAGCCGGGGAAUCUGCUGCUGACCACUGAUGGAACGUUAAAGAUCUCAGACCUUGGUGUAGCAGAGGCUCUUCAUCCAUUUGCUGAGGACGACACGUGUCGGACAAGCCAAGGCUCUCCAGCUUUUCAGCCUCCAGAAAUUGCUAAUGGGCUGGAUACCUUUUCAGGCUUUAAAGUGGACAUUUGGUCUGCAGGAGUAACACUAUACAACAUUACAACAAGUCUUUAUCCAUUCGAGGGGGACAAUAUCUAUAAGCUAUUUGAAAACAUUGGAAAGGGAGAUUUCUCUAUUCCUGAGGAGUGUGGGUCUCUGUUGUCAGACUUACUGCAAGGAAUGUUAGAGUAUGAUCCGGCCAAGAGGUUUUCUAUACAAAAUAUUCGACAACAUAACUGGGUGCGGAAGAAACAUCCCCCAUCUGAACGCCCGGUGCCGAUCCCCGCAAAUGCUGAGAGCAGGGACCCCUGGCGCAGCAUGACUGUGGUGCCGUAUCUGGAGGAUCUGCACGGCUACACAGAGGAAGAGGAUGACGAACUCUAUGACGCAGAGGAUGAGAUCAUUUACACUCAGGACUUCACAGUACCAGGGCAAGUGUCUGAUGAAGAUGCGACCGCAGACAACAGUCCUGCUAUGGCUAAGCCUGUGUGUGCAAAUGGAACGGAAGGGGUCUCUCUCAAUAACAAAGCCAAAGCUGAGCGGCGAUCAUCCUCAUCAUCUAAUCCCUCACGGAAAGGAGUUUCUGCAGCCAGCAAGAUUCGCAAGCUCUCCACCUGCAAACAACAAUGA
Knipowitschia caucasica is the source of this 3138-nucleotide messenger RNA. The record is from the annotation of a GenBank genome assembly. NCBI's taxonomy places the organism in Eukaryota, Metazoa, Chordata, Actinopteri, Gobiiformes, Gobiidae.